Gastrolobium bilobum is the source of this 849-nucleotide messenger RNA. RefSeq lists its product as uncharacterized. The coding region runs from base 1 to 849 and encodes 282 amino acids. The record is from RefSeq and is a predicted model, not a curated record. The transcript is spliced from 2 exons. Lineage: Eukaryota; Viridiplantae; Streptophyta; Magnoliopsida; Fabales; Fabaceae.
AUGGCUCUAAUUUCAAAGAACAAAGUAUCAUUUGUGAAUGGUACGAUUUUGGCUCCAGAUGCAGCAGAUCCGCGUUUUCCAGUUUGGGAGAGGUGCAAUACCAUGGUCCUUUCAUGGCUGCAUCGUUCGAUUUCUAGUUCCAUAUCUCAAUCCAUUCUGCGGAUGGAUAAAGCAUAUGAUGUAUGGAAAGACCUCAAGGAGAGGUUUUCUCAGUCUGAUAUUUUUAGAAUAUCAGAUUUACAAGAUGACAUUUAUCGUUUACAUCAAGGAGAUAGCUCAAUCUCUGAUUACUUUACUCGACUCAAAAUUCUUUGGUAUGAAUUGGAAGCACUGCAACCAAUGCCUACUUGCAAAUGUGUUCAUCCAUGCUGUUCAAUUGCAGUGGAGGUUAAGAACAUAAAAGAGAGAGAAUAUUUAAUUCGCUUUCUCAAGGAACUCAAUGACCAAUUUUCUCAUGUGAGGUCCCAGAUUAUGCUGAUGGAUCCACUCCCGUCUGUCAACCGAGUUUUUUUCCCCUUGUUGCACAGCAAGAAAGGCAAUUGCAGAUUGAAGGUUCAAGAAAGAGGACGUGUGCAAAAUCGUGGAAGGGGAAGAGGAUUCUCUGGUGGACAUGGAAGAGGAUCUAGGCUCUGUACCUACUAUGGAAAGACCAGCCACGCAGUAGAGACAUGCUUUGAGAAGCAUGGCUAUCUUCCUGGAUAUAAGCAAAGGAACCCUGUACACAAGAUCAAUGCAGCUGUGAGUGAAGGUGUUAGUCCAAUUGACAAUGCUGGACAAGCUGAUACAAAGGAGAAUUUCACUAAAAGUCAAUAUCAAAUCAUCAUGGAAAUGAUACAGCAAACGAUGUAA